CGACUACCACUCAUUUUCGCGCCCUCCUCGGCUGUUGUAUCGUACUUUUCCUUCGCUGUUGAGGCUGGUUCUGUUUAUAAGUUGCAUUGCCUAUUCUAUGUUGCGUCGCCAGUCUUGGAAAAGCACGUUGCGCUCUCCAUCUUUCGUUCUCUCGUGAUACUCGGGUCUUAAAAUACGUCAAAAGGCCUCAUCAUACCCUGAAUAUCCGUCAUACCUAAAAGCCACGAAUAAUGGCGAUAGGUGAAGUGCAGCGUCAGGCCCACUCGGGCAAUACUUCAGAUGCACUCCAUGACCGGUCAAUUAGUCUACGACGAGCACGGCCACCCAAUAUGGACUCCGUCCAAAGUGAGAACAGAGUGCCACUUCGCGCUGAGAAGUCAAUGAAAAGAGAGUCAAAGAUUGGGUUAAGGGGGAUUUUCAACAGGACGAAGGCAGGAAAGGGAGACAAAGACAUAAACGAAGAAUCAUCACGAAGCGCAUCACGGCCGCCAGGUAUUCGAGCUUCCCUGGUAGAUUUCAGCAACUGGCCAUAUAAGCUACAUUCAUCUCGCUCAGAGGCAUCCCUAGUCAGCCCGACGUCCGUCGACCCGCGGUCGAUCUCUACCGACAGGUUUAAUCCUCAUCUACCACAAAGUGAUUCCCAGAAGGACAGACUUCAACCGACUGCGCCUGUACGUGGACGUGUUAUCACUAAGCCAUGGACUCCACCACCUCUCUUCCAAGUUUACCCGCAGGCAGUGAAGCAUGCGACAUUGCCAGUUUGUAACGUCCCUUUGGAAACUCUCGCGCGAUAUAGCGAGGCAAGUAACAAACUCAGUCGCGGUCCUGGGAUGAAAACAUCAGAGCAUGGGAGCGAUCCCAGUCUCAUUAUGAAGGGCGAUACACUGAAGAAGAAGCAGAAACUUGCCAGUCUUAGGAAUCCGUCGGAAUGGACGAGUAAGAUAUUCGUCCUAGUCACUUCCGGAUAUUUACUACAAUACGCCGCUGAAGGCACUUUUAAUCGCGUACCAGAGAAGAUCUUGCAGCUGACGGCCACGUCUGCCGCCUACGCCAGUGACCUCAUCCCUGGGCGGCACUGGGUUUUACAGAUAGCUUCUACGACAGAUGCUGAUGGACACACGAUUGCGACCCCCAGAUCUCGUCGGUCAAAACUUUCAAUCAGGGAUAAUAGACACGUUUCCAAUAUGUUGCUCGUUUUUGAGAACCCAGAAAGUAUGGAUAAUUGGUUGGCGAUCCUCCGAAGAGAAAUAGAGUUACACGGCGGUAAGAGGAGGACGUCGGAGACAGGGAAUGUAGAGGCUGAAGACCAAGCCUCUGAGAUAACAGCACAGCCCAGUCACAGGGUCAUCAUCACUAAGGAUCGCAACCGAUUUUCGCGGAGCAUUCCACGAGACUUCUCUUACUCGCUGGAGAAUACACAAGUUGAUUCUAUGGAGAAUGGCUUUGCUAUUUCUUUGCCUCAUCGACUAUCUGCCUACAAUAUGGAUAAUGCUUCGCCGACAGCUAGCAUGAUCUCGUCUGACGGCCAACGCCUUGAUAACUUGCGGGAUAGUAGUAGCAGUCAUCGAUUCUCGUACAUGUCUUCUGGACAGAGAACGAUGGUUACAUCGGAAGGCUCAUCGCCAGCUUGUUCCCCAACGCGAGCGAGUUUUUGCAGUCAAGGGGAGGAUUUACAACCCCUCACAAGCCUGCCUGAAGUCCGCUUACGGCCGAAUGCUACAGCCAUUGUGAGCCGAAGACAGUCAAUGCAAACUAUGAUUUCAUCACUCGAAGCACCACUAGAGAAAAGCUCUCGCCCGUAUGCUAGUCCUACAACGUCUACAGGCCAUGAAAAUGAGCAAAUCAGUGGACCAAGCGUUCCGAACUUCAGCGUGCCUCAUGCAGCCGGCAAACGAUUUUCCUUAAAUGCGUCAGUACCUAGCGGUCCUAAUCAUCUACCACAGCCAGUCGAUCAUGAGAGGAAUGGCAAAACAUCACGGAAGACACCGCCCACAGCGCUUUUGAUGUCACGGCCCCUGUCGAUAGUAAUCGAUCAGCCAUCACCUAGAUCUCCUCGAUCACCAAAUUCAAUAUCAAUCUCGGUUGACUCUUGCCAGAGCUCUACAAUGGAAUUAAAGUAUGGAACCUCUGUCCUGGGCAGCCCAUCCGAGAUGAGCACUCUGGUUGAAGUAGGCCUACCCAGACAGCCUGCUCAGAUCCAGCCUUCACAGCUGAGCAGUGUAACCGAGAUUACUAGUAAUGCAUGCAAUCAAGUUAAUUUAAACUCUGGAGUUGACAUUGAUGAUGGGACAAACGAAAGCAGAACGGAUGAACAUAUCACUAGGGCGGCUUCAUCUCUUGAUUCGUAUGGUCCGCGACGAAGACUUUCAGGGACCUCGCCAAAUAAGGAAUCAUAUUCCAAGAGAUCAAGCUUUAUAAGCGAGAGCCUUUCUUCUCACCACCUACCCAGUUCAUCGGCCAUUAUGAAUGAACCGAAAGUAACGACCGACAACAAGGGAAACCUUGCGGUCAAAUCAUCAUGUUCCCCAAAGCGAUCUGCUCCAUCACUCCGACCUCCACCUCAGUCUCUUACGAACGAAACCCAAGAAAAGUCUAUCAUAUCUCGGCGCAGUAUGCCCCAAUUGAACGAUGGGCCGCCGGCGCCACCUCCGAACUGUGCACUUCCUCCCAUUCCCCGAAAGUCUUCAGCAGGGCACAACAGCAUAACUGCUUAACCUUACCUCGCAACCCCUAUCGGUUCCCUUUUGUUAUGGUCAUUUUUCUUGUGCAAACAAGGUCAAUGUUAUAAUUCACGUAUAUAUAUAUCAUGUCUUUAACGAUUUUUAUGAGGGUCUUGGUCUGGUUCGGAAGCCAGAGCGCGGCGUUUGCAGUUUAAGGAAUCGGCAAGUGUGGCAUUUUCAUGAGUUACAUGCUGGAACGGUUUUCUUUGGCAAUGGGCUUCCACUAUGCUGAAUUGUAUACUAUCAUACAGACGAGGAUAGCUAGCUUAUUUAAUGUUAUUUACGCUGUACUUCUGUAUUUUCAACUUUCAUAGUGUUAUAACCUGAUCCGACAUGAUAGCAAAACUGCUAUUGAAUGC
Messenger RNA from Xylaria bambusicola, 3079 nucleotides. RefSeq lists its product as uncharacterized. The record is from RefSeq and is a predicted model, not a curated record. NCBI's taxonomy places the organism in Eukaryota, Fungi, Ascomycota, Sordariomycetes, Xylariales, Xylariaceae. Bases 231 to 2714 code for a protein of 827 amino acids. The transcript has a single exon.